Molecule: messenger RNA, 2964 nt
Organism: Uranotaenia lowii
Lineage: Eukaryota; Metazoa; Arthropoda; Insecta; Diptera; Culicidae
Exons: 2
Coding region: 300-2552 (750 amino acids)
Biological process (GO): DNA integration
Molecular function (GO): nucleic acid binding
Source: RefSeq, a predicted model, not a curated record
GGGCACACGCUGCGAAGAGAUGAAAACGAGAUUUGCAGAGAGGCGCUUGACUGGAAUCCAGAUGGGCAUCGAAGAAGAGGCAGGCCCAAAAGCUCGUGGCGGCGAAGUCUAGCCGCUGAAAUCCGCACAGUUGACGAGAACCUUGGCUGGCAGCAAGUGAAGACGCUGGCUCCGGAUCGCCAGCAGUGGAGAUCUUUUAUCUCAGCCCUAUGCGCCGGUCAAUCGGCGCUGGACCCUUAGGUAGGUAGGUUAGGAUACCUGUUGCACUAGAACAGCUAGUAGAUAAGAAGAUACAAGAAAUGUUAGAACAAGAUGUGAUCGAGCCAGCUAUAGAACCCCCUGAAUGGAUUUCUCCGAUGGUCAUUGUACCGAAAGCCAAAGGAGAUAUAAGACUAUGCGUUAACAUGAAAUAUCCAAAUGAGGCAAUACAACGUGAGCACUACCCCCUUCCAAAAAUAGACACUUUUUUAAAUAAGCUAAGGGGCGCUAAGUUUUUCUCCAAGCUAGAUAUAACUUCCGCCUACCACCAUGUGGAGCUACAUCCGGAUUCAAGAGCAAUAACGACGUUUAUGUCAAAUAGAGGACUAAUGAGAUAUAAAAGGCUCAUGUUCGGCAUCAACUGUGCGCCUGAAAUUUUCCAGCGAAUCAUGACGGAGAUGCUUUCUGGUAUAGAAGGAGUGAUCGUAUACAUUGACGACAUAAUAGUUUCGGGAAAAACACUAGAUGAACAUAAUUCUCGCUUGCAGGAGGUUCUUCAUGUUUUAGGAGAAAACAACGCUAAAUUGAACAAAGAAAAAUGUUUGUUCGGAACGGAUCAGCUAGAAAUUUUGGGUUUUAAGGUUAGUGCCAGUGGUAUCAGCCCUUCAGAGGAAAAAAUAUCAGCAAUAAAAAACUUCAGAGUUCCAAAAACUAAAGAAGAAGUGCGGAGCUUUUUGGGUUUGAUCAAUUUUGUGGGACAUUUCAUCCCCAAUAUGUCCACAAGAACCGAAGCUUUACGAAAAUUUGUACGAGGAGAAGUCGAGGUUUUUGGGGAAGAUCAGUUGAUAGCGUUUAACGAUUUGAGAUUUGAACUAUCAAACACCGUCCGUCAGCUUGGGUUCUUCGAUCCAGAAGAUUCAAUUGAGCUUUUUGUGGAUGCUUCGCCAGUUGGGCUUGGAGCGGUUCUCACGCAAAGAAAUAAGCAAAACGUUCCCAGGAUCAUAAGCUUCGCUUCCAAGGGUCUGACUAAAGCUGAAAGGGUGUACCCACAAACGCAGCGUGAGGCCCUCGCAGUUGUCUGGGCGGUGGAGAAGUUUUAUCACUUCUUAUUCGGCACGGUUUUUACAAUUUUUACUGACCACAAAACGCUAGAAUAUAUUUUUGGCGGAAAACAUCAACAGGGAAAAAGGGCUUGUUCUCGUGCAGAGGGCUGGGCUUUGCGAUUGCAGCCCUACAACUUCAAGAUAAAGCAUAUUCCGGGGCCAACGAACAUUUCUGAUAUCCUCUCGCGGCUUUGUGCUGAAUCACAAACACCAUUCGACGAGCCAUCCGAACAUUUUCUUUGUGCCAUAGGUGAGGGGAUGACUGCUAUAUCGUUGGCUGAAAUAAAAAAGGAAACAAACAAGGAUGAGACACUGUGUGAGGUGAUGAAAGCGAUUGAGUCACAAGACUGGCAUCCGAAACUCGUUCGGUAUUCAGCGUUUGCUAAAGAGCUUGGCAUUAUCGAUGGAAUCCUCGUUAGAAACGAUCGCAUAGUUCUUCCCUUAGCCCUAAGACUAAAAGCGUUAGACAUUGCACACCGUGGCCACCCCGGGAUAGUCACUAUGCGUAGAAUUCUUAGGGAGAAGCUUUGGUGGCCGUACAUGGAUCAUGACGUUGUGGAUCGCAUUCAAAAAUGUAUUGGGUGUGCUGCAGUCAGAAUAGAUGGACCUCCUGAGCCUAUGCUUCGCAAGAGUAUGCCUGAUAGAGCGUGGCAAGAAGUAGCAAUAGAUUUUUUUUCAGCGAAAGAGUUUUCUACAUUUUUAGUACUAGUUGACUAUUACAGUCGGUUUUUGAAAGUCGUAGAAAUGAGAGGCACGAAUGCAAGCAAAACAAUUGAUGUUCUCGAAGACAUUUUUGCUGAGCAAACUUAUCCAGAGACCAUCCGAAGUGAUAAUGGGCCCCCGUUUAAUAGCGAAGCGUUUGCAAACUACUGUGUGGAAAAAAACAUCAGAUUAGUACGAACUAUUCCCUACUGGCCACAAAUGAACGGGCUAGUAGAACGUCAAAAUCAGGGCAUUUUACGAGCUUUGAGGAUUGCUAAGGCGACCAAUGAGGAUUGGCGAAAAGCUCUGAAAAAUUAUGUUUACAUGUUCAAUACUACGCCACAUUCGAUGACCGGAAAAGCUCCAUUAGAAUUGAUGACGGGACGACCGGUUAAGGACCUUUUGCCAUCGUUAAAAACAGAUCCUAACUUGUUUCGUGAUGAAGGAAUAAGAGAGCAAGACCUCAUUGAAAAAACGAAAGGUAAAAUAUACGCUCUGACAAACGCCGUCACGCGAAACUGUCCGAUAUUGAGGUCGGGGAUACAAUAAUGCUAAAAAACUACGCUAGCGGAAAAUUGGAAUCGCACUUUAAACUAGAAAAAUUCACAGUCGUUGAACGAAACGGAACAGACACGGUUGUACGCAAUGAUGAAGGAAUUACAUACCAUCGACCAGUUUCUCAUUUGCGGAAGUGGCCUUCUCAAUCAGACCAGGAAACAAUUUCGGAACAAGUAUCUAAAAAGAGAAUUCGAUCAGAUUCGAUUUCGGAUUCAUCUUCAUCUUCGGAAGCAGGGACAUCACAAACCGGUCAGUAUCGCCAACCUGGUCUUCACUCGGACGCAAUGGACCUUGAGGAUACCCUUGAUGAACCAAUCCAAACUUCAAGUCGGCCGAAACGCAAAACCAAACUGCCUUCAAGAUUUUCUUCAUAGGACUGACAUAAAAUUUUCUCAAUGAAGCA